AUGGUGAUAUAUGCUUUGACAACUCGCCUUUCUGAAGGCAACGUGACUAAUACGAUUUUGGACAGGACAGAUAAAACUGAUAUCGUCGUAAGCAAUACUCCUGAUGACACAGCCAAGACUACCUUACGACUUGAGGAUAUUGACUCGCCGGGGAUAUAUUCUGGAAUGACGGAAGACCCUAACAAUGCAGAAAAAAACACCGCUGAAAAUACACCUCAGAAAAAUCUGAGUUCAGGGAACUUUUUGCCUACUAGCACCGAUAGAGAUGAUGUAACGUGGGAAAACAUCACUAACCCACCCAUUACGGUAUAUACUGACUAUCAAUUCGAUCUUACCCACACAAACAGAUUCCUCGCCAGGGAUGUUACAAAAUUUAUCUGCGGGUCUGGGCAACUCUGUAAUCAGACAGACGCACAGGAAUAUGGUCAUUGCAUUGUUGAGUGCGAUCCUUGUCAGUGUGACGAGAUGUGCCACUUCUACGGAGACUGCUGUCCUGAUCUGUUAUACAUAGACUCUCCUCACUUCCCAUCCACUCCUUUCCCUGAUGUAUCGUGUUCGAAAGAAUAUUGGACGGUUUGGGAAAAUUUGACGGAUGUAUUUAUGGUGAGUUCAUGUCUACCUGAUGCUGAUCCCAUCACCGCAGAGAAAUGUGAGCGGUUAGAUAUAAACGAUCAAGAUCAGGCUACGCCUGUGUCGGUUUUGGAAACCCAAAUCACAUACAGGAACAUCUUUUGUGCUAAGUGUCACAAUGUGCCUGAUGCCCAGGCUUGGAGACAUCAUGUCGCCUGUAAGACGGAUAAUACGCUGAACACUGCCAAGUCCAAAGCUGAUUUGUGGCGUCGUGUGUUGGCGGAUGAAGAGUGUAAAGUUGAGUCCUAUCCACCUGAUGGAGUAACACUUAGAGAGUGUUAUCACUCUGAGGUGGACAGGUGUGGAGAGAACCCAGAUCCUGUGAUAGAAAACCUAUGUGUUUCCUUUAAAAACACAGUGGAUUAUUAUGGGGAAAGCUCAUUUUAUACCACGUACAGAAAUAUAUUUUGUGCUGUUUGCAACGGAGAAAGAUUAAACAAAUCAAUGAGUUGUUCUCGGGUGGAGCCAGUAUUGGUACCACCGCCUCUGACCGUAUUAUUGGAUUUCAACCCCAAACCCGAACAGCCGCUAACAACCUGGAAAGAAAUCAUUAUGUGUGAAAAAGGGCAGGCUUUUGACCCGUUCACGGAUACCUGUCGUAAUAUCACCUGUGCUGAGGGCAGAAGCCUGAAGGAUGGAAUUUGCAAGGAGUUGGUCGAAUGUGAAGAUUUCAUUGGCUACUUGCUGGAUGUCACUCUUUACCCACCUUCUCGAAUUUUUGAUACAACGUCCUUAAGGAAGCAAUAUGUUACAAAAAUUGAAGACCAGCUAACUGAUUUCCACCCAAUUCUCAUUGCAUUCAUGAAAAUGUCAUUCUUCACAAAGAAGAAGGAAACAAUAGACUUAACUAAAGAAGCAGAUCUCGUUACUGCUAGCGUCAACAUUUUCACCCACUGUCAGACAAAUGCCACACAGCUAGAAAAUGUUUUGUUUACUUUCAUGUGGGAAAAUUUCUUUUACAAUUCCUCUGGAGAACUUGUUACAUUAUCUAGCAGACCCUAUUUCUGUCCUCAACCAUUUAAAGAUCCAGCGGGUAUGACACCUGUGAACAGAGAAGCCCAUGCAGCAUUUUCCUUUGAUAUAUUUCCCAACUGCCAACAUUAUAAAUGCGUUCAUGAGAUGACGUAUCAAACCCUUUCACUGAGUUGCCCAUUUGUAGAAUACACUGAUCGUUUUGAGGAAAACUUUACGUUCGAUCCACUCACAUACAAUUUAGAAUUUGGCAAUUACUCCUUUCGCUUGAAUCGAAACGAAUUCCGUUUCUGUGGUAGGAUUUUGAGGAUAUGUGUUGACACUAUCGCCAACAUGACUCAGGUGAUAUUUGGUGACAGGACGCAGGGUAUAAUGCAAGGUCAAGACUUAGCUCUCUCCAUCGUGUCCCUGGUCUGUAUAAGUUUGUCCCUCGCUGGUCUACUUUUCACUUUCAUUGUCUACUGCGCUGUACCAAAACUUCGCACGUUACCUGGAAAAAAUAGCAUGGCGCUUAUAUUCCACCUGUUUUGCUCACAUCUUAUCUUUCUGACAACGUCUAACAGGACAACAAAUGUUGUACUGUGUCAGGUAUUUGGGGUACUUGUUCACUUUUUCUGGAUGGCUUCAUUUACCUGGAUGCUGAUCUGUGCAUAUCACAUGUACAGGGUCUUCACAAGCAUACGGGCUUACGUAAGCGAUGGUAACCGAGAUAUGAAAAAAUUGAUUAUGUAUUCUCUCUUUGGCAUUUUUAUUCCAAUAUUUAUCAUUGCAUCUUGUAUAGUAACGCACGCUGUCCAAAGCAAAGGAGUAGAUAUCGGAUAUGGUGGGGCCAUAUGCUUUCUGAACAGUCCCUUCUCUAUUGGCGUUUUCUUUGUUGGUCCUUUGGCUUUCAUUCUUGUCUUGAACGCUAUAUUUUUUACAAAGACAAUACUUGCGAUAAGAUCAGUUCCUGAAAUGAAGGAAGCCUCCAACAAAUCCAAAAAGCAACACGUCUUUGUCUACAUCAAACUGUCACUGCUCUUCGGCUUCACUUGGACAUUCGGGAUUCUGGCAACUCUUUUAGAAUCUAUAGUGCUACAGUACGUAUUUACCGUUCUGACGGGGAGUCAAGGUGUGAUGAUAUUUUUGUCUUAUUGUGCCAACAAACGUACCUGGGCGGAAUUAAAAGCCGAAAUGUCUGGUGACAAAAAAUCUCGCUUUGAUGUCAUCUCAAAUAAGAAAUACACCAUGUCCACGGGCACCAGAGAUACCCAUUCUAAGAACUGACGCAGGAAACCAUUCUUUCAUCUGCUUCUUACUACAGCAUUUUGAAGUAAGACAAAAGCUUAUAGACUUGUAAUCUGGUCACACAGAAGGGAUGAACCAACACAAGCUAUACAUCUGGUCGCACAAAGCAAUUUGAGCAGUCAUGAAAUUCACAUAACUUACAUCUAAUUUCAUGGAACUGAUGAAUGGGUUAAGACUGUUACAUAACUUCGUAUUUCGUCGCACGGAGCUAGAGAAUGAGGAGGGCUUGUGAUGUAACUCUCAAAUCAAAAUUAUUUCCCGUACAGAAUUCUUUUCUAUACGAACAACCGGUUGGAUAGCUGAGAUAUGUGGGUAUUGUGUGUUUUUUGUGGUAAGUUUGUCUUUGUAGGUGGCAAUAUCCAAAUGCCAUGAAAAUAUUGAAUUCAUUAUAUAUCCAUUUUUCAUGUGCUGUUAGCCAUAUGCCUGAAAUAAAACCAUCUGGUAGAUCUCCCCGCUCCCACUUUUUAUGGAGUGGUAAUAGGCGCUUAACGACCCAGGAGCCUUUCACCAAUGCAGUCGCUGUGAGUUCAAAUCCAGCUCAGGCUGGUUUCCUCACCUGCCGUACGUAAGAAAGCCUUUCAGCAACCUGCGGCUGGUCGUGGGUUUCCCCGGGGCUCUGCCCGGUUUCCUCCCAUCUUAGUGCUGGCCGCCAUCGUAUAAGUGAAGUAUUUUUGAGUAUGGCUUAAAACACCAAUCAAAUAAAUAAAUAAAUACUAUUUAUGCUGUACGUCUAUCACACUGUCGUGAAGUGAAAAUUAUUAUGUUCAGAAUGCUUUACUUGUGGGACACGGAACCAUGGCGGCCUUUCUCCAACAGCAUGACCGUGCAUCUCUUAUCGUUAAUUGAUUUACUCUAUACAUUGAUGUGUUACAUAACUAAGGAUAUGUUCAGUCCAGGUUACUUUUGAUUUUACACACUAGAUAUUACCUGUAAAACAUAAAUCAGUUAAACUUGCCGUAAUUGUUGUUCUGUCCUUCAGUGACUGGAAACUUGUUGUUGGGAAGUGCUAAAAUGACCAAGUGCUACUGUAUUGUAUCUUAAAAUAUUUUGUUUGGUUUUAGUCAGUUUUCAACACAGGUAAUAGGGGAAGAAAAUAGGUCACUUCAUGAACUAUUGACAUCGUUUUUGUGUUCCACAGUUUGUUUUUCAUUAGCAUGUUGCGCAGGUCUGUACGUCAAAUGUGGUUCACCUGUAUCUCACCAAAGUUUUAGAUGACCAACAAUUAAUUAAUAAAAUUUUGUAAUUGCACAUGCUCUCUGAAACCGCAACAUGAGUCUCUACUCGUUGUGAUUAAUUUCUGAUAUGCAUCUAGUUAAAUGUCACAUUACAUUAAUAUCUCUGACAGCCGUGUACACUGAUGUAUGAGAUUUAAGCAUAUAGGGUAAUCUUCUCUGUUUGAUUACGUAUGUACACGUAGAAAUAAUCGAUUGCUGUUAAAUGUUGAACAGUUAUAUGAUUUAUAUAAUGU
Messenger RNA from Liolophura sinensis, 4357 nucleotides. RefSeq lists its product as uncharacterized. The transcript is spliced from 2 exons. Gene Ontology annotation, molecular function: G protein-coupled receptor activity. NCBI's taxonomy places the organism in Eukaryota, Metazoa, Mollusca, Polyplacophora, Chitonida, Chitonidae. Bases 1 to 2868 code for a protein of 955 amino acids. Gene Ontology annotation, cellular component: membrane. Gene Ontology annotation, biological process: G protein-coupled receptor signaling pathway; cell surface receptor signaling pathway. The record is from RefSeq and is a predicted model, not a curated record.